AGAAUAAGGUCAGGCAUCGGUGACCAUAACGUCCUGCAUUUAUCUUCACGGUCUGUAUGUAAAGCAGCUGCAUGUGAUGUGUGGUUUAUUUCAGAGUUGACUGAGGAAAGCCACCAAAGUAUCUUCACUCAUGGGUCAGAAAUAUUCUCAACCAAAGUUGUACCCGGGAGACAUCGUAGAGUUUCCCAGGAACAAAUACGUAUCACAUUUCGGAGUGUACUAUGGUGAAAGGGACGGCGUCCCUUAUGUGGCUCAUCUGACCAGUCGAGACUCAGAUACCAAACUGGAGCUUUUUGGUCGUGCUCUAAAGUCACAGGUCAGACUGGAUCCCUUGGACCUGCUGGGGAAAAAAUACAAGGUCAGUAACAUGCUGGAUGACUCGUUCUCACCCAGAGACUUCCACACAAUAGUGAAGUCCAGCAUCGAUGACAUAAUGGGCAGGGAGAUGACCUUUGACAUCUUGUUCCACAACAGUGAGCACCAGGCCACACUCUUCAGAUAUGGCGUCAAGAAAUCACAACAGAUUGACAAGAUUUAUGAACACAUCUUGCCAGCCUGGCAGAAACCGUUCAACGACAAGAAACUGUGACCACGAGAGGGCGUCUGUGUUCAAUUUUUAUGAGGAGUCAGUGACACAGGCCGCGUUGACGUCUUUACAAUUCGGUUAAAAAAGCUUUACAUUACAUUAUUUAUAUAUAUAUAUAAAAGUCCCUAUGACAGCAGCCACAUAUGAUCAAUCUGUAUAAUUAAGGUGAUGAUGAUGAUGAUGGAGAAAGCCAUAACAAUAUUGUAGAGAAAAAAAGUGGAAGUGUUUUUGGAAGUGACUACACAUAGCAGUGAAAACUUUCAGCCUGUUUGUUUGUUUUGGUUAAAUAAAAAAAAUAAAAGGCUUUCUUGCUGUUGUCA
Molecule: messenger RNA, 906 nt
Organism: Cynoglossus semilaevis (tongue sole)
Lineage: Eukaryota; Metazoa; Chordata; Actinopteri; Pleuronectiformes; Cynoglossidae
Gene: plaat1l
Product: phospholipase A and acyltransferase 1-like
Exons: 5
Coding region: 131-589 (152 amino acids)
Biological process (GO): N-acylphosphatidylethanolamine metabolic process
Cellular component (GO): cytoplasm
Molecular function (GO): glycerophospholipid phospholipase A1 activity; A2-type glycerophospholipase activity
Source: RefSeq, a predicted model, not a curated record